CGUGCCUGGUCUGUGGCAGUGUGGGCAGCAAGCAGGAUGGAGCACUACCGGAAAGCUGGCUCUGUAGAGCUCCCAGCACCUUCCCCAAUGCCUCAGCUACCUCCUGAUACACUGGAGAUGCGUGUUCGAGAUGGCAGCAAAAUUCGAAACCUGCUGGGCCUGGCACUGGGCCGCUUGGAGGGUGGCAGUGCUCGGCAUGUGGUAUUCUCAGGUUCUGGCCGUGCUGCAGGGAAAGCUGUCAGCUGUGCGGAGAUUGUCAAGAGGCGAGUCCCAGGUCUGCACCAGCUCACCAAAUUGCGAUUUCUGCAGACUGAGGACAGUUGGGUUCCAACCUCACCUGACACAGGCCUAGACCCCCUCACAGUACGCCGCCAUGUGCCUGCAGUUUGGGUACUGCUCAGUCGGGACCCCCUGGAUCCCAGUGAAUGUGGUUACCAGCCUCCAGGGGCACCCCCUGGGCUGGGCUCUGUGCCCAGCUCCAGCGGUGGCUCCCGACCCCACAGAAGGCCACGAGACAACCGUUCCUGAAGACCUGCCCAGCCAAGCUAUUCUCUAGGCCUGAAUAUCUGGGAUGACUGCCUUUUCCAGGAAGCUCAACUUUCCCAACAAGGCCCGGGUCCAUAGAAGUCCUGCUCCCUCUGGCAUAUGGGAAAUACUAUAAAGAAUAACAUGUGUGGGGUCUCUGCUGAGUUCUGGAUUGCUUGAGAAGGGCUUACUCUGCCUUCUACAUACACUACACCUCAUCUGCCUUCUGGCAAAGGCUUAGGAAGUU
Messenger RNA from Octodon degus (degu), 772 nucleotides. RefSeq names its product ribonuclease P protein subunit p25-like protein. The transcript has a single exon. The coding region runs from base 37 to 528 and encodes 163 amino acids. Gene Ontology annotation, biological process: tRNA 5'-leader removal. The record is from RefSeq and is a predicted model, not a curated record. Gene Ontology annotation, cellular component: ribonuclease MRP complex. Gene Ontology annotation, molecular function: RNA binding. Lineage: Eukaryota; Metazoa; Chordata; Mammalia; Rodentia; Octodontidae.